GCACCAGGAAGUCAUGAUGACGUAUUCAGUCUGCGACCAGAACGUUUUCAUACUGAAGCACUUCUCACAGGAGGACAGCAGCGAUUAAACAUUCAGCUUGUUCGCUUGAAACAGAUUAUUUUGGUUCAUCGCGUCUUUUUGGUCACUAAUUCGGGCCUAUUUUGAGCCUAGAAGAUGUCUCUAGCUGACGAGCUCCUGGCUGAUCUGGAGGAAGCCGGAGAUGAGGGAGAGGAUGGACUGUAUCCAGAAGGAGAGGAGGGGGACAGCGAUGGAGAGAGGAGUCAGGGAAGGAUGGAGGGAGGGCUGGAAGACAUUCCAGAGGAGAUGGAGGUGGAUUACAGUAAAGCUGAGAGCGUGGCGUCCAUCGCUAAGCUGCGCAAUAGCAAACAGUUUUCAGACAUUAUGGAGAAAAUCUCAGAAUAUAUCGGAAAGCAGCGCAAAAACUCAGAUGUUUCAGGUCCAGUUGAGGCCGAUCCAGAAUACAGGCUGAUUGUAGCAGCCAAUAAUCUCACAGUGGAGAUCGACAACGAGCUCAACAUAAUUCAUAAAUUCACUAGAGACAAAUAUUCCAAGAGGUUUCCAGAGCUCGAGUCUUUGGUGCCAGAUUCUCUGGAUUACAUCCGCACAGUCAAGGAGCUGGGAAACAAUCUGGAGAAAUGUAAGAACAAUGAGACGCUGCAGCAAAUCCUGACCAAUGCCACCAUCAUGGUGGUCAGCGUCACAGCUUCGACCACGCAGGGAUCACUGCUGAGUGAGGAUGAACUGAAGCAGCUCGAAGAGGCGUGCGACAUGGCGCUGGAGCUGAACCAGUCCAAACACGGGAUAUACGAGUACGUGGAGUCCAGAAUGUCCUUCAUAGCCCCGAACCUGUCCAUCAUCGUGGGAGCGUCGACUGCUGCCAAGAUCAUGGGAAUCGCUGGCGGCCUCACUAACCUUUCGAAGAUGCCGGCCUGUAACCUGAUGCUGCUGGGGGCUCAGAGGAGAACGCUGUCCGGCUUCAGCAGCACGUCUCUGCUGCCGCACACAGGAUUCAUCUACCACUGUGACGUCGUGCAGUCGCUGCCGCCUGACCUGAGGAGGAAGGCGGCCCGUCUGGUGGCAGCGAAAUGCACCCUGGCUUCACGAGUGGACAGUUUUCACGAGAGCUCAGAUGGAAAGGUUGGCUAUGAUCUGAAAGAAGAGAUCGAGAGGAAGUUUGAUAAAUGGCAGGAGCCGCCGCCGGUGAAGCAGGUCAAACCUCUGCCAGCGCCGCUGGACGGACAGAGGAAGAAGAGAGGAGGGAGAAGGUAUCGAAAGAUGAAGGAGCGUCUCGGGCUGACGGAGAUCAGGAAGCAUGCCAACAGAAUGACCUUUGCAGAGAUUGAAGAUGAUGCGUAUCAGGAGGAUCUGGGCUUCAGUCUGGGUCAGCUGGGAAAAAGCGGCAGCGGCAGAGUCAGACAGGCUCAGGUCAACGAGGCCACCAAGGCGAGGAUCUCCAAAUCCCUGCAGAGGACGUUGCAGAAGCAGAGCAUGACGUAUGGAGGAAAGUCCACAGUCAGAGAUCGCUCGUCGGGAACCAGCUCCAGUGUGGCUUUUACUCCCCUUCAGGGCCUGGAGAUCGUAAAUCCUCAGGCUGCAGAGAAGAAGGUGGCUGAAGCCAACCAGAAAUAUUUCUCCAACAUGGCAGAGUUCCUCAAAGUGAAAAAGGAAUCAAAGAUGUAGCCUGGUGCAUUUGUCAUUUUCUCAUAUGUGCUCCACCUUGUUUAUUUUUAUUUUUUACCAUUGUAAUAAAAUGUUUAAAGUCUUGAGUUUGGUUUAAAAUAAUGUGAACUGUAAUGAUUUGAAUGUUCUAUUUUUAAAAAUGAUCUUCAUUAAAGAGUUUAACCCUA
Molecule: messenger RNA, 1868 nt
Organism: Poecilia reticulata (guppy)
Lineage: Eukaryota; Metazoa; Chordata; Actinopteri; Cyprinodontiformes; Poeciliidae
Gene: prpf31
Product: PRP31 pre-mRNA processing factor 31 homolog (yeast)
Biological process (GO): spliceosomal tri-snRNP complex assembly; mRNA splicing, via spliceosome
Cellular component (GO): U4/U6 x U5 tri-snRNP complex; precatalytic spliceosome; U4 snRNP
Source: RefSeq, a predicted model, not a curated record